Messenger RNA from Striga hermonthica, 333 nucleotides. Lineage: Eukaryota; Viridiplantae; Streptophyta; Magnoliopsida; Lamiales; Orobanchaceae. The record is from the annotation of a GenBank genome assembly.
AUGGAGGGUGGAGACGACGGAGUAGAGCGAGUGGUGGACUCGAAAGACCUGCAGCAGCAGAGCAAAGCCCUCGACAAGCUCACCGAUCGGGUCGAGGAUCGCCAACUCGACUCGACCCGAGUCCAGGAGGCUAUGGCUUCGAUUGCUGCAUCAAAAGAAGCUGAUAUUCAAGCUGCCAGAUUGAGGGAGAAAGAAUUGGCAUCUGUCAAAAUUAAUGCCGCGGAUAUUGAUGUCAUCGCAAAUGAAUUAGAGCUGGACAAGAAAGUUGCAGAAAGGACAUUGCGUGAGCACAAAGGAGAUGCGGUUGCAGCUAUUAGAUCCUUGCUUUACUAA